UUCCAAGCGUGUGCAUCGUUUGCGAAUUUCUGUGCAUCUUUUGUGGAAGUCUAGCAUCGUUGAAGGAAAAUGACCGGACGGGGAAAGGGAGGCAAAGGAUUGGGAAAGGGGGGAGCCAAGCGUCAUCGUAAAGUGUUGCGCGAUAACAUCCAGGGCAUCACCAAGCCGGCCAUCCGUCGUCUGGCUCGCCGUGGCGGAGUGAAACGUAUUUCCGGCCUGAUCUACGAGGAAACCCGUGGAGUGUUGAAGGUGUUCCUCGAGAACGUGAUCCGCGAUGCCGUUACCUACACGGAACACGCCAAGCGUAAGACCGUCACGGCCAUGGAUGUGGUGUACGCCCUGAAGCGCCAGGGCCGCACUCUCUACGGCUUCGGCGGUUAAGCUGGACAAGGAUUGGAUAAAUGGACCUCUGUUUGCUCUCACGAUAGAUAAAAACGGCCCUUUUCAGGGCCAACGAAUGUUUCUUCGAAAAGAUUCGCUUCAUAGUUCUCAUGAAAUAUAAUUGUCUAUAGCUUUGAAUGCACAUCAUAGAUGACCGCGUACCUA
Molecule: messenger RNA, 546 nt
Organism: Anopheles darlingi
Lineage: Eukaryota; Metazoa; Arthropoda; Insecta; Diptera; Culicidae
Product: histone H4
Exons: 1
Coding region: 70-381 (103 amino acids)
Biological process (GO): nucleosome assembly
Cellular component (GO): nucleosome
Molecular function (GO): DNA binding; structural constituent of chromatin; protein heterodimerization activity
Source: RefSeq, a predicted model, not a curated record